GUGGUGGCGGCGGCCGCCGUGCGUCGUUCGUGCUCCUCGUCCAGUACGUCGACACGGUCCGUGCGAUUCGUUCAUGGGCGCACGCGAGUCUCUGGCGUUCCGUCUUUCUCUCUUUCUCUCUCUUCCUCGCUCGAGCGGCCGCAUCAAUUGUGACGGAGCAUCCCGCGUAGAAUGACCGAUUCCAAAAUCGAGAUGCAUUACACGCCGCCGACGUCGGACACCAUCCAGACGAAGCCGUUCCCGAUACGAGGUGAACGUGCGAAUUUCGUGAACAAGCCUCACGUGAUCGCGAUGGUGGGUUUGCCGGCACGUGGCAAGACGUACAUAUCCAAGAAACUGUGCCGAUACCUCAACUGGAUUGGCAUCAACACGAAAGUCUUCAACCUGGGCGAAUACAGGCGGCACGCUACUUCGGCCUAUCGGUGCCACGAUUUUUUCCGUCCCGAUAAUAUAAAAGCCAUGGCGAUACGGACACAGUGUGCUAAAGACGCUUUGAACGAUGUCUGCCAGUGGCUGGAAAACGGCGACGGCGAGGUGGCUGUCUUCGACGCUACCAAUUCAACUGUCGAAAGACGUCAGCUUAUACGCGAUAUCGUUGUCAACAAGAUGGGCUUCAAGCUUUUCUUCGUCGAGUCGGUAUGCAACGAUCCGGAGAUAGUCGAGCAGAACAUUAUGGAAGUGAAGGUCAGCAGUCCGGAUUACCAGAACAUGAAGAAGGAGGACGUCCUCGCGGAUUUUAUGCUGCGAAUCGAGCAUUACCAGGAGCGGUAUCAGGCGUUGGACGAGGAACUCGAGACCGACUUGUCGUUCAUGAAAAUAUACAACACCGGCGAGAAGGUGCUGGUCCAUAAGCACGAAGGCCAUAUACAAAGUAGAAUAGUUUACUAUCUUAUGAACAUUCAUAUUGUGCCACGCACCAUUUACUUGACCAGGCACGGUGAGAGCCUGAUGAACCUCGAGGGCAGGAUAGGCGGCGAUUCGGACUUGACCGAGCGGGGACACGAAUACGGCAAGUCAUUGGCAGAGUACAUCGCCGGUCAGAACAUACAGGGUUUAAGAGUCUGGACUAGUUGGCUGAAGAGGACCAUUCAGACCGCGGCUGACGUAGAGGCACCGCAAGAAAGGUGGAAGGCUCUCAACGAGAUUGACGCUGGUAUUUGCGAGGAAAUGACUUACGAAGAAAUCGCUGAGAAGUAUCCAACCGAUUUUGCCGCCAGAGAUCAAAACAAGUUCUCAUAUCGAUAUCCGAGGGGGGAAAGUUAUGAGGAUCUUGUCGCGCGGUUGGAGCCUGUGAUAAUGGAACUGGAACGUCAGGGUAAUGUUUUGGUCGUAAGUCAUCAAGCCGUUCUACGCUGUUUGCUCGCUUAUUUCCUGGACAAAAACGCAGACGAGUUGCCAUAUUUGGAGGUGCCUUUGCACACCAUCAUGAAAUUAACACCGGUCGCUUAUGGUUGUAAGGUGGAGAACAUUCGACUACCGAUUGAAGCUGUGGACACUCAUCGGCCGAAACCAAAGAUCCCAGGAUAUCUAGAGGAACGAUUCAGAGGAAAGGAGAAUAUACUACGCACGUGAUAACGACAAGCUUUUGUGUAAGCAUGGCGCAGCAAUUUCCUACCUAUGUUGAUAUACUGGGAUACGCUGAAGAUAGAUUCCGGCAGCUGGCUGCCACCUAUCAAAAAUCAGCACGCACAUCCGAAAUCCUUUCUUCCUAUGUGUGUCAGACGACCUAGAGACGAGACGCAUCUAAUCACCGCAACUGACAAUUGUACCCUUCUAUAAGAAACAGACACAGAUGGAAGAUUCUGUGUGACGAUGCAAGGUUCUGCGGAACAAGGAGAGAGAUAAAGAGAGUACACGUGUAUUUUGUGAUUUUUAUAUUUUUUGAUUGACGCGUGUCUGUAGGUAAGUAGCAAGAAGUUAUGUGAUAUCGAGGAGAUCGUCGAUGAAGAAGCUUGAAGAAGUAAUUGUACGCCUGUAGACGUGCAUCUCUCUUAAGUGAUAUUAGUUCGGAUAUUGAAUUUUUUCUGAACUGUUAUUAUUAGGCGUAAGCCAACUUUGAUCUUGCUUUGAAGUAUUUGCCUCUUGCUGGGGAAGCAAGUAUCCAAUUGUGACAAUAUAAACACACACGAAACAUAUAAUUCCAAGUAUACAUAUAGUUUAUCUUAUUCUCGCGCCAGGUAAAUACUUCAAAGCACUUGUUCAUGAAUUUGAAGCUGAAAACAAAUAUGCUUUUAUACACGUAUAUAUAUAUUACUGUUUGAAUUAUUUCUUUGGAAUUGUUUUCGGAUCAGUCGAAUAAUGCAUAGAGCGAUUCGAGCUAAAUAUCGUAAAACUCUGUGACGUUGAUAAUAAUACUCGACUAUGUAACAAGAAAAAAAACCAUCAAGAUAUAGUACAAUACGUUAUAGAUUGUGCGAUAAUACAUCCAAAUAAGCUGUACCGAACAUGUACAAUUCUCAGUCUGUUUUAUCUAAUAUUAUAUCUAUAUAUACGUCGCAAUCUCUCGUAUAUUAAAUAGCUAUCAAUUUCGAUUAACGCCGAUACGUAUGUAUCUCUCGAUCGAUGAAAAACGCAUAAUAAAUAAUAAAAUUUUAUCAAUCCA
Messenger RNA from Nylanderia fulva, 2602 nucleotides. It is a transcript of the gene Pfrx, whose product is annotated as 6-phosphofructo-2-kinase/fructose-2,6-biphosphatase. NCBI's taxonomy places the organism in Eukaryota, Metazoa, Arthropoda, Insecta, Hymenoptera, Formicidae. Gene Ontology annotation, cellular component: cytosol. Gene Ontology annotation, molecular function: ATP binding; fructose-2,6-bisphosphate 2-phosphatase activity; 6-phosphofructo-2-kinase activity. Gene Ontology annotation, biological process: fructose metabolic process; fructose 2,6-bisphosphate metabolic process. The record is from RefSeq and is a predicted model, not a curated record.